AUGGACAUCACGACUGCGACCUACCCCCCUCAAAAACGGACCCCGAGCACGGUCCCGUCUCGACCUGAAUCCAAGAACGGCUCCGCUAUCGAGCUCGCCCAUAGGCAUGCAGGACAAGGCGAAUCGGUCAGGUCUGACGAUCAGGCUCAGGUCGAAGUCACACCUAGCAAGCUGUCGACCAGCGUGGAGAGACGAUACCUGGCCUCGCUCUUCUGGGUCAUGAUCGUUUGUGGUUGGAACGAUGCCUCGAGCGGACCCCUAAUCCCUCGCAUGCAAGAGAAUUUUCACAUCGGCUAUACCAUCGUCUCGCUCAUCUUUGUUAGCAUCUGCGUCGGCUUCUUCAUUGCGGCCGGUCUGAACGUCCUCCUGAUUGGCACUGCAGCCCAGAUGACAGCCUACACGCUCAUGGCGACCCCUAUCCCCUUUCCGGCCUUUUGCGUCGCCUUUGUGAUCGCCGGGUUUGGCUCUGGGACUGUGCUGAGCUUGGCCGCGGCGUUCAUUAUGAAGCUGCCGACAAGACAGAACCUCAAGAUGUGCUUGUUUCAGGCUUUCUACGGAGUGGGAGCCCUGGUCGCCCCGCUGAUCGCGACUCAGUUCACGAGCAUGACGACGCAGUGGAGAUUCUACUAUCUCGUCUCGCUCGGUCUCGCCACGACGUCGUUUGCCAUCAUCAGCAUCGUCUUCAGGGGAAAACACGAAAACGACCUGCUUCCCGACCUGGUCGAGGUCGGGUCUGUGAAUGAGGGGCUACCUUCCGCUGCUACGCCUAAUGCCAACGCCGAGACGUUGAAGAAGAUGAACCAGAUCAUGCGCGUCAAGGCGGUCCAUAUGUUGGCGAUAUGGUCCUUCAUCUAUGUCGGACUCGAGGUCACUAUCGGCGGGUGGAUCGUCACUUUUAUCCAAGAAUUGCGGAUCGACUCUUCGAACGAGUCUGCAUAUCAUUCGGCAGGCUACGUUUCCACCGGGUUCUGGGCGGGACUUACUAUUGGACGACUUGCGUUCAUCUGGGUCAACAAUAAGCUCGGAGAGAGGCGGGUCGUCUUUGGCUACACGCUCAUCGCGCUCGGGCUCGAAUUCAUCGUCUGGUUCGUUCCGGACCUCAUUGGAACCGCCGUCUCGGUCUCAUUGGUGGGACUAUGCCUUGGACCCAUGUUUCCGAUCAUGCUUUCGGUGGCUAGCAAGUCUAUCCCGCGGGCACUUGCAGCUGGGUCAAUCUGUUGGAUUGAGAGCCUCGGCCAGGUCGGUAGCGCGAUGCUGCCGUUCGCCACUGGUGCCCUUUCUCAGGCAUUUGGCAUUAGGGUCCUCCAGCCGAUCAUCGUCAGCCUACUGGGCGGCAUGGCCGUGGCAUGGGGCGCCGUUCUUUGGUUUACCGCCCUCGACAAGAAGAGAUGGACAUCGGAUUAG
Messenger RNA from Filobasidium floriforme, 1404 nucleotides. RefSeq names its product MFS general substrate transporter. Gene Ontology annotation, biological process: transmembrane transport. The coding region runs from base 1 to 1404 and encodes 467 amino acids. Gene Ontology annotation, molecular function: transmembrane transporter activity. The record is from RefSeq and is a predicted model, not a curated record. Gene Ontology annotation, cellular component: membrane. The transcript has 13 exons. NCBI's taxonomy places the organism in Eukaryota, Fungi, Basidiomycota, Tremellomycetes, Filobasidiales, Filobasidiaceae.